Messenger RNA from Malassezia restricta, 783 nucleotides. Its product is annotated as DNA excision repair protein ERCC-1. Gene Ontology annotation, cellular component: nucleotide-excision repair factor 1 complex; nucleus; ERCC4-ERCC1 complex. The record is from RefSeq and is a predicted model, not a curated record. The coding region runs from base 1 to 783 and encodes 260 amino acids. NCBI's taxonomy places the organism in Eukaryota, Fungi, Basidiomycota, Malasseziomycetes, Malasseziales, Malasseziaceae. The transcript has a single exon. Gene Ontology annotation, molecular function: single-stranded DNA binding; damaged DNA binding. Gene Ontology annotation, biological process: meiotic mismatch repair; mitotic recombination; nucleotide-excision repair.
AUGGCCUCCGCUGAGGCGCAAGCGCGGCGUCCACAGCUGCAAAUUCGGGGCGCGCAGUCAUCCUCCUCCAUCCUCGUGAAUAGCUGCCAGCGUGGAAAUCCGAUGUUGCCGCAUAUUAAGGGUGUGGCGUGGGAGUACGCCGAUAUUGUGCCAGACUAUCAAGUGGGCUUGUCGAGUGGUGUGCUUUUCCUAAGUUUAAAGUACCAUCGUCUGCAUCCGGAGUACAUUUAUACACGCAUCCAAAAUCUUGCUCACAUGUACACUCUACGCGUACUGCUCAUUCUGUGUGAUGUAUCUGACCACCAACCGGCUAUUCGAGAGCUGACCAAAGCCGCCGUGAUUCACCGGCUCGUGAUCAUGGUGGCAUGGUCAGCCGAAGAAGGCGCGCGGUAUCUCGAAACAUAUAAGGCUUUUGAGCAAAAGCCACCUGACCUGAUUCGUGCUCGUGUGGGUGAAGAUCCCAUGAGCAUCCUACAGUCCGUCCUGACACAAGUGCGCGGUAUCAAUAAGGCAGAUGUGCUGACACUCGCUACUCGCUACCAUUCGUUUUAUGAUAUGGUCAGACAGACACCUGAGCAGCUUCUCGUGCUGCCAGGCAUGGGCGAUAGAAAGGCACGAAGUUUGGCACAGGCGUUUCGAGAGCCAUUUCGGGCCGACGGCGCGAAAAACGAGCAAAAGCCCGCGGAGGCAUCCUGGGAAGACGCUCUGCCCGACCAUUUUGAGUCUUUGCCUGAAGAAGAGCAAUUGCGCAUCGCCAUGCAGCUGAGCAUGGAGUCAUCGUAA